Molecule: messenger RNA, 576 nt
Organism: Hirsutella rhossiliensis
Lineage: Eukaryota; Fungi; Ascomycota; Sordariomycetes; Hypocreales; Ophiocordycipitaceae
Product: alb1 domain-containing protein
Exons: 2
Coding region: 1-576 (191 amino acids)
Biological process (GO): ribosomal large subunit export from nucleus
Cellular component (GO): preribosome, large subunit precursor; nucleolus
Source: RefSeq, a predicted model, not a curated record
AUGGCCAAAACCAGAUCUCUGUCCAAACAUUCGCGCGCCGCCCGCCGGGCCACGUCGCCGAGCAUCAACACCGACAAGUCCCUCAAGGAAGUCUCCCUCCCUCGCGCCUCUGCCGCAGCCUCUUCCUCUGCUGCGGCCCCCGCCUCGGCACCGCCCUCGCAGCAGCACCAGCUCCGGCCAUCGGUCCUCGCCGUCCAUCGCUCCGCCGCCGUGCAAAAGAAAAAGACGUCGCGCCCCGUCCGCAAGCGCCAGCUGUCGGCCCGCGCCCGCCGCCGCCACGAACGGGGCCUCGAGAUGGCAGAGGCCGUCGGCGAGCGCACCGUCGCAAAGGUCCAGCGCAGUGUCGGCCGCCAGCGCGCCGUCAAUGCCCGCCGCAAGGCCUGGGACGACGUCAACAAGCUGGCGGCCACGACCGGCGCCGAUGCCGCGAAUCCCUUCGACGCCCUCGGGGGGGGAGACAAUGACGAGGGCGAGGGAGCUGACGUGGAGACUGGUGAUGAGGACGUGGACGCCGCCAAGAACGAUGCGGCGCCCGCGUUGCCACAGCCAGACGACGACCAAGAUGAGAUUCUCUGA